Suillus discolor is the source of this 1653-nucleotide messenger RNA. RefSeq names its product CHAT domain-containing protein. The record is from RefSeq and is a predicted model, not a curated record. Bases 1 to 1653 code for a protein of 550 amino acids. The transcript is spliced from 2 exons. NCBI's taxonomy places the organism in Eukaryota, Fungi, Basidiomycota, Agaricomycetes, Boletales, Suillaceae.
AUGGAAGCUGGGGAGAACGAAGAUGUUGAGGAGGCCAUUGCUCUUUGCCAAGAAUCAUUGGCAGCUGUGUCUUCACUACACCCAGGCAGGUACUUCAGCUACAUGUGGCUGCAUGAGGCCUAUUUGUCUCGUUACUGGAUUCUACACGACCCUGCUGAUUUGUCUCUUGCAGUGGAGAAUUUCAGAUUCGCAUCAAGACAUUCUACUCAAGGCUUCCCACAACGCAUCAUGAACGCAUUUAAGUGGACCAUUGCAGUGGAGCAGCAUGGUCAUGGAUCCGCGCUGGAAGCCUACUUGACAUUUUUUGAGCUUCUGGAUGCUCAUUUGACAACACGGUCUUCGGCAACUUCACGGCGCGAAGCUGCUGCUGCCUUCCAUUAUGCCAGAAUGCUCCCAGCAGAUGCAGCAUCAUGUGCCAUCCGCUGUGACAAUCUACCACAUGCAGUUGAACUUGUGGAGCAGGGCCGUGGCCAGCAAUGGUUGCUGGCCUCCCGACUCAGGACUCCGGUUGAAUCCCUUGAGUCAGCGAAUCCAGUACUGGCGCACAAUUAUUUGGAGCUGAGCACACUCAUUUCCAAUGCAGCCCAGAGUUCUGCAACAAUCACCGACAGAACUGCUGCUGAUCGGGCAGCGAUAGAAUACAGGAGACUCACAAGGCAAUGGGAAGCUGCGGUAGCUGAGAUACGUGAUCUUCGGGAGUUCUCGUGGUUCCUGCUCCCACCUUUGUAUGCAGACCUGCAAGCGGCAGCCCGCCAGGGCCCAGUCAUCAUCCUCAUUGCGAGUGAAUACUCAUGCAGCGCCAUCAUCAUUCCAACUUCAGGAGACUCCCAUCAUGUUCCCUUGCCAUCUGUCACUCUCGCAGAUCUGACCAAUCUCAAGGACCGCUUCGCCAGGGCAAUAAGACACACAUCUACCCUGGGCCCCAAAGUGCCGCGAAAUGAUCUAAUAGUCCUUUUGCGGACACAAUGCCUGGAGGAUCUCUACAUCUGCUCUUACACGCCCACACUUUCGGCUCUGGUCAGAUCCAGACAGAUGAUGAAGAAGCGCGUCACUCCAUCCUUCGUGAUGGGUCAACCGGGUGCAGGGAAAGGCAAGCCACUCAAGGCCGUCGACAGCGAGCUCGAGCUUGUCCAUAAGCUCGUCCCUGUGACGGCCAGACACACUAAUAUUUCUGGGGAUGCAGCCACACGAGCAGGUGCUCUCAAACCUUUGCAGCAGAACACCUGGGUGCACCUAGCUUGUCAUGGCAAACAGGACCUAAAGCAGCCUUACAAUUCGCAUUUCGUCAUGAGAGACAAACACCUGACGCUGCUCGAUAUCAUGGAGAAACAUAUGCCACAGGCCGAGUUCACGUUCUUAUCGGCUUGUCAUACUGCCGUAAGCGACGAGGAGACGCCAGAUGAAGCGAUCCACCUCACAGCUGGGAUUCAGUUUUCAGGGUUCAAGAGCGUCGUUGGCACGCUGUGGCAGGUCGACGACUUUGUCACAAAACACGUCGUCAAAGCCUUCUAUGAAAGUAUGUUCAAAGAUUUGAAGGACGGAGGUGCGAUGGACUGUACGAAGGCGGCCUGGGCACUGAACCGUGCUAUGCACACUGUGAAGACGACAGUGCCGCUGGAGCAGAGGAUGGUUUUCGUUCAUAUUGGUGUUUAG